Molecule: messenger RNA, 1503 nt
Organism: Lodderomyces jiufengensis
Lineage: Eukaryota; Fungi; Ascomycota; Pichiomycetes; Serinales; Debaryomycetaceae
Gene: SSH1
Product: Ssh1p
Exons: 2
Coding region: 1-1503 (500 amino acids)
Biological process (GO): SRP-dependent cotranslational protein targeting to membrane, translocation; post-translational protein targeting to membrane, translocation
Cellular component (GO): membrane; Sec61 translocon complex
Molecular function (GO): signal sequence receptor activity; transmembrane protein transporter activity; ribosome binding
Source: RefSeq, a predicted model, not a curated record
AUGAGCGGGUUUCGUCUACUUGAUUUAGUUAAAUUUUUUUUACCAAUCUUACCAGAGAUUGAAUUUCCAUAUGAAGCUGUAAAAUUCGAUGAAAGAAUAGUAUAUACUUUGGGAUCAGCUAUAAUAUUUUUAUUUGGACAAUUACCACUUUAUGGAUUAAUACCAAAUGCUCAAUUUCAUUUAAUUGAUCCAUUUUUCCAAUUUAGAUCCAUAUUCGCAAUGGAAAAAGCAACUUUAUUGGAAUUAGGAUUAUUACCAAUAUUAACAUCUGCUUUCAUUUGGCAAUUAUUAGCUGGAUUAAAAUUAAUCAAUGUUAAUUUAAAUUUAAGAUAUGAUCGUGAAUUAUUUCAAAGUGGACAAAAAAUAACUUCUUGGUUAUUAAGUAUUAUUUUUGCAUUAGGAUUAAUUUUUUCUGGAUAUUAUGAUAAUGUAAUUAGAGGUUAUUCAGCUUAUGGUAAUGAUGCUGUUCCUAUUGGAUCAUAUGUUAUGAUUUUUGUACAAAUUAUUGCGUGGCAAGUUAUCGUUUCAUUAUUAGUUGAAUUAUUCGAUAAGGGAUAUGGUUUCGGUUCUGGAAUUUUAUGUUUUUUGACAUUACAACAUACGACUAAUUUUGUAAGUGAAUUAUUAGGAUUAGAAGUUUAUCCAGUUUUAAAUUCAAAUAAAUUUGAAAGUGCAGGAGCAUUAAUGAAUUUAAUACGUAAUUUUUCAUUUUUCAAUAUUAAAUCAACAAUUUAUCAAAUUUGGCAUUCAUUUACAAGAACUCAAUUACCUAAUUUAACUCAAUUUUAUAUAGCUUUAGGUUCAAUUUUGGUAGUGAUUGCAUUACAAAAUUUUAGAGUUGAAGUACCUAUCAGAUCAACAAAAGUUAGAAGUAUGAGUCAAAUGUUUCCUAUAAGAUUAUUAUAUUGUGGUGGAUUACCUUUAUUAUUCGCUUAUUCAGUAUUGGCAAAUUUACAAAUUGUUGGAUACAUUAUUUACUCCAUAUUGUUAAAAUUAAAAGCACCACCUAUUUUAAUCACUUUGUUAGCUAAUUAUAAUAUUAAAGCUAAUUCAAAUAGAGCAGUUUUAACUUCAGGAUUAUUAUAUUAUUUUUCACCAGAACAAAACUUGGUAAAUUCCUUAAUUUCACCAAUUAGAGCAAUCACAUACUCAAUUUCAAUUAUUCUUUUAUCAGUUUGGUUUGCACAAAAAUGGAGUUAUAUAUCAGGAUCAUCACCAAAAGAUAUUUCAAAACAAUUUAAAGAUCAAGGUAUUAGUAUUGCUGGUAAAAGAGAUAUUUCAAUAACUAAAGAAUUAUCAAAAAUUAUUCCAACUGCUGCUAUAACUGGUUCAUUUUUAAUUUCAUCAUUAUGUGUAAUUGGUGACUUUUUUGGUGGAUUAGGUAGAAAUUCUUCUUUGGUGAUUUCUAUAUUAUCUGCUUUUGGAGUAUUGGAAGAAUUUAUGAUUGAAUAUCAACAAUCUAGUGGAUCACAAUUUCAAAAUGCACUUUCUGGAUUAAUGUAA